Messenger RNA from Phaeodactylum tricornutum CCAP 1055/1, 564 nucleotides. RefSeq lists its product with no specific name. Gene Ontology annotation, biological process: glycerophospholipid biosynthetic process. Gene Ontology annotation, molecular function: CDP-diacylglycerol-glycerol-3-phosphate 3-phosphatidyltransferase activity. NCBI's taxonomy places the organism in Eukaryota, Bacillariophyta, Bacillariophyceae, Surirellales, Neidiaceae. The annotation marks the transcript as partial. The record is from RefSeq and is a predicted model, not a curated record. Gene Ontology annotation, cellular component: membrane. The transcript has a single exon.
CUUCCAAAUUUUAUAACAUACACACGGUGUUUAGCUAUUCCUGGCUUGGUUGGAUUGUUCUACGUACCUGGAAAGCACGUUGAAACUGGAUCUCUCUUUGCUGCAGCUGCUUUCACCGAUUGGCUGGAUGGCUUCCUGGCGAGAAAAUGGGACAUAUCUAGCUCGUUUGGGGCUUUCCUUGAUCCCGUUGCGGACAAACUAAUGGUUAGUACGUCACUCAUCCUGCUUUCUGGCCGGUACGGGAGUCGCGUGGCUAUUCCAACCGCCAUUAUUCUUGCCCGUGAAAUCUCGGUUUCUGCUCUACGGGAAUGGAUGGCGCAACGUGGGCAACGAGACCUAGUCAAGGUGGGCUUCCAAGGAAAGCUUAAAACCGCUGUAACAAUGGCAACUUUAACGUUGUUGAUGUUGAUUCCUUUCGGGGAAGAAGUGGGUAUUCUCGGGAAAGAGGUCGUCCUGAAGGCAGCUUUUUCGUUUUUAUAUUUUUGUGCUGGCAUCACGAUCACCAGUGGGAGUGUUUACUUUCGAGCCGCCAUUCCGGUGCUACUCAAAGCAAACAGUAAGUAA